Molecule: messenger RNA, 4037 nt
Organism: Vigna radiata var. radiata (mung bean)
Lineage: Eukaryota; Viridiplantae; Streptophyta; Magnoliopsida; Fabales; Fabaceae
Product: cellulose synthase-like protein D3
Exons: 4
Coding region: 537-3881 (1114 amino acids)
Biological process (GO): cellulose biosynthetic process; plant-type primary cell wall biogenesis
Cellular component (GO): plasma membrane; trans-Golgi network
Molecular function (GO): cellulose synthase (UDP-forming) activity; mannan synthase activity
Source: RefSeq, a predicted model, not a curated record
AAGAAGCUAUCGCAGUAAUAAAAGAUCACGAUCAGGAUCACGCUAAUUUACUUGCAAAUUCUUUUGUCGUCUCAGAUGCCGAGAUCAUUGGCACAUUGUUGGAACAUCAUAUGACUUUAUAAACAUAUCCUUCUUUUCUUUCUCUCCCUUUCCUUUUCCCCGCCGUAAAAGCUGUCGUCAAUUCGGUAAAAGCACCAAACACCAUUUUUUUGCUCCCUCACCAAACUUCCAAAAACAACUGAGUUCAAGUACAGUUUAAGGUUGCCGGCCGGCAUUGAUUUAUUUAAUUUAAAUGUGGACGACGAUUUGAUCUGUUAUGCUCUGUCUUCUGAGUUGGAAUUAUUAACUGGAUUUGGUUUUGUGACGUUUGUUGUUUAGUAGGUUAAAAUCCUUAUCUGUGUUGGACUCAGUCCUGUUUGCUCCCUCUGUUGAGAGAGGUUGACACUUGACGGCGUCAGACACGCGCUUGGUUGUUUUUGUCUCUGAGUUGUGUGUGGGGGUGUUGAAUUACAGGUGCUGUAGUGUUGUUCAUUGCCAUGGCUUCUAAAUUCAAGCAUGGAUCCUCCAUGGUUCGGAAUAUCACGCAGCUGAGCAAUGAUUUGGAUCAGGAAGGUGAAAAUGGGAGUGUUGGCCUUGCUACCUACACGGUUCAUAUUCCUCCAACGCCUGAUAACCAGCCUAUGGAGAUUUCUCUGGAGAGGUCGAGUUCUCGGAGAGCGGAGGAUCAAUACGCUUCUAGUUCUUUGUUCACCGGCGGUUUUAACCAGGUCACACGUGCCCAUUUGAAGGACAAGGUGAUUGAGUCUGAAUCCAGCCACCCCCAGAUGGCUGGUGCAAAAGGGUCCGCUUGUGCAGUGCCUGGGUGUGAUGGAAAGGUCAUGACUGACGAAAGAGGGUUGGAUGUAGUCCCUUGUGAGUGCGGUUACAAGAUUUGUAGGGAUUGUUACAGAGAUGCUUUGAGGGCUGGUGAGGGGAUCUGCCCUGGUUGCAAGGAGCCUUACAAUGAGCCUGAGGUGAAAUCACAGACACUGCCUUUGCCUCCUGGUGCUGGGGUUAAUAAGAUGGAGAGGAGGUUGUCGUUGAUGAAAUCAGGGGCGUUGACGAGGAGCCAGACUAAUGAGUUUGAUCAUGCUCAGUGGUUGUUUGAAAGCAAGGGGAGUUAUGGAUAUGGGAAUGCUAUGUGGCCUAAAGAGUCUGAACCUGAUGCCGAUACUGCUUCUGAUUGGAUGGAGGGUGAUCCGAAUGUAUUCAAUGAAAAGCAGUGGAAGCCCUUGACCCGGAAGUUGAGUAUCUCUGCUGCAAUUCUCAGUCCUUAUCGGCUCAUGAUAUUUGUUCGGCUAGUGAUUCUAGUUUUCUUUCUAAAGUGGAGGGUCCAAAACCCCAAUGAUGAUGCAGUCUGGCUGUGGGGCAUGUCAGUGGUAUGUGAAAUCUGGUUUGCCUUCUCCUGGGUGCUUGACCAGUUUCCUAAGCUCUUCCCCGUAAAUCGUGUUGCCGAUCUUGAUGUUUUGAAAGAGAAGUUUGAAACUCCUAAUCCCGCCAAUCCCACUGGGAAGUCUGAUCUUCCGGGAAUAGACAUGUUUGUGUCAACUGCUGAUCCAGAAAAAGAACCACCACUUGUUACUGCCAAUACCAUUCUUUCCAUUCUAGCUGCUGAUUAUCCUGUUGAGAAACUCUCAUGCUAUGUCUCUGAUGAUGGUGGUGCGCUCCUAACUUUUGAGGCCAUGGCAGAGGCUGCAAGUUUUGCCAACUUGUGGGUUCCUUUUUGCCGGAAGCAUGACAUUGAACCCAGGAACCCAGAAUCUUAUUUUAAUCUCAAGAGAGACCCUUACAAGAACAAAGUACGCUCUGACUUUGUGAGGGACCGCAGACGAGUAAAGCGUGAGUACGAUGAGUUCAAGGUUCGGAUUAAUGGCCUUCCUGAUUCAAUCAGGCGGCGCUCUGAUGCUUAUAAUGCUAGUCAAGAAAUGAAAGCCAUGAGGAAACGGAGAGAGAAUGGAAAUGAAGAACCUUUGGAGAAUUUGAAAAUUCCUAAAGCUACAUGGAUGGCUGAUGGUACUCACUGGCCGGGGACUUGGACAAAUGCUGCACCAGAGCAUUCCAGGGGUGAUCAUGCCAGUAUCAUACAGGUAAUGUUAAAACCCCCAAGUGAUGAACCACUGACUGGCACAGCAUCAGAUUCAAAUGCCUUGGAUUUAACUGAAGUUGAUAUUCGUCUUCCUAUGCUUGUCUAUGUUUCUCGUGAAAAACGACCCGGCUAUGAUCACAACAAAAAGGCUGGGGCCAUGAAUGCCUUAGUUCGAGCCUCAGCCGUAAUGUCCAAUGGCCCUUUCAUUCUCAAUCUUGAUUGUGACCAUUACAUAUAUAAUUCUCAGGCCUUGAGAGAAGGAAUGUGCUUCAUGAUGGACCGUGGUGGAGACAGGCUCUGCUAUGUCCAAUUUCCUCAAAGGUUUGAAGGGAUAGACCCCAAUGAUCGCUAUGCCAAUCACAACACUGUCUUCUUUGAUGUCAAUAUGCGUGCUCUUGAUGGAAUUCAGGGUCCCGUGUAUGUUGGCACAGGGUGCCUAUUUCGAAGAACUGCUCUAUAUGGCUUUGAUCCACCCCGGAUCAAGGAAGAGACUGGUUGGUUUGGUAGAAAGAAUAAGAAAUCCUCAACAGUGGCAUCUGUCUCUGAAGCUGGUGCUGAGGAACAGUCAUUGAGGAAUAAUGACAUUGAGGAUGAAGAAAUGGUCACUGCUCUUGUUCCCAAGAAAUUUGGCAACUCCAGUCUUCUUGUUGAUUCAAUCAGGGUGGCUGAGUUCCAAGGGCUGCCCCUUGCUGAUCAUUCAUCCAUCAAAUAUGGUCGUCCACCUGGUGCUCUAACACUCCCUCGAGAUCCUCUUGAUGCUGCUACUGUUGCUGAGGCCAUCAAUGUGAUCUCAUGCUGGUAUGAGGACAAGACUGAAUGGGGCAUUAGAAUUGGAUGGAUUUACGGGUCAGUUACUGAAGAUGUUGUGACAGGUUAUAGAAUGCACAAUAGAGGAUGGAGAUCUAUAUAUUGUGUGACAAAAAGAGAUGCAUUCCGUGGCACUGCCCCAAUCAAUCUCACAGACAGGCUUCACCAGGUUCUUCGGUGGGCAACAGGCUCAGUUGAGAUCUUCUUUUCACGCAACAAUGCUCUUUUGGCAAGCUCUAGAUUGAAAUUUCUGCAGCGGAUUGCUUACCUAAAUGUUGGAAUCUACCCUUUCACUUCCAUCUUCCUUAUUGUGUAUUGCUUCCUUCCUGCCCUUUCACUUUUCACUAACCAGUUCAUUGUUCAAAGCCUUGAUGUAAAUUUCCUAGUUUACCUCUUGGGGAUAACCUUGACCCUUGUCAUCCUUGCUGUUUUGGAAAUCAAGUGGUCUGGCAUUGCGCUCGAAGAGUGGUGGAGGAAUGAACAGUUCUGGUUGAUUGGAGGCACCAGUGCUCAUCUUGCUGCUGUGCUUCAGGGUCUGCUGAAGGUGAUGGCUGGCAUUGAGAUUUCAUUCACUUUAACAUCAAAAUCUGCUGGUGAUGACGAAAAUGACGAAUACGCUGAUCUCUAUGUCCUCAAGUGGACAUCUCUUAUGAUACCACCAAUCACAAUCAUGAUGGUUAAUUUGAUAGCCAUUGCAGUUGCAGUUAGCAGAACAAUAUACAGUGAGGAUCGUGAAUGGAGCAGUUUGCUUGGAGGUGUGUUUUUCAGCUUUUGGGUUUUGGCUCAUUUGUAUCCCUUUGCAAAAGGGCUAAUGGGUAGAAGGGGUAGGACACCCACCAUUGUGUUCGUAUGGUCUGGUCUAAUAUCAAUCACUAUCUCACUCCUUUGGGUUGCCAUUGAUCCUCCCUCUGGUACCACUCAAAUUGGAGGGUCAUUCCAAUUCCCUUGAUUUCUAGUGCACACUUUUCAUGUAGCACUUGUAAUUAGUUCAAACCGGCCUUGCUGUUCAUCAGAUUUUGUAGUUACCAUUCAUUGUUCGACAAGCUAUUGCUUCUCUUUUCUUCAUCAUACUAGAAGGAAUGAAUCAUACAUUUUUUUUUCAUUA